AUGUUUCCAGGUAUGAGCCGUCAGGAUUUCCGGCGAUACGGCAAGGAGGCGGUGGAUUACAUAGCUGAUUAUAUGAAAACUAUUCAGAAAAGACGUGUGGUACCAGCAAUCGAACCGGGUUAUCUGAAAAAUUUGAUACCAUCGGAAGCUCCGUCACGAGGAGAGCCGUGGGAAAAGGUGAUGGAUGACUUUGAAAAGUUUAUCAUGCCUGGUCCGGUAACUCUUAUCCAUCCAAUCCUUGCCAAUAUGAUCGGAGACGCACUGGGUUGCGUUGGAUUCAGUUGGGCCUCCUGCCCUGCAAUGACCGAACUGGAAUUGAUAAUGUUGCACUGGUUUGGCAAGAUGAUCGGCCUGCCGAAGGAGUUCCUGCCGCUCACAGAAGGAGGGAAAGGAGGCGGUGUCAUCCAGGGUUCUGCUUCUGAAUGCAAUUUUGUCUCAUUAUUAGCCGCCCGAUUCGAGGUCAUGAAAGAACUCCGCCAACGAUUUCCUUUUGUAGAGGAAGGACUCCUGCUGUCCAAGUUGAUUGCCUACUGCUCUAAAGAGGCUCAUUCUUCUGUGGAGAAGGCCUGCAUGAUUGGUAUGGUGAAGCUGCGAAUUUUGGAAACUGAUUCCAAGUUUCGAUUGCGAGGAGACGAGGAUCGUAACUUGGGCCUAAUCCCGUUCUUCGUCUCCACUACACUAGGCACCACUUCGUGCUGCUCCUUCGAUAUGUUGAGUGAAAUUGGCCCAGUUUGUCAGGAGAACGAUCUAUGGCUUCAUGUAGAUGCCGCCUAUGCCGGUUCAGCGAUGAUCUGUCCAGAGUUUCGUCAUCUAAUGAAUGGCAUAGAAUACGCCAUGUCCUUUAAUACAAAUCCCAAUAAAUGGAUGCUGGUCAACUUUGACUGCAGUACAAUGUGGGUCAGAGAUCGUUUCAAACUCACGCAAGCUUUGGUAGUGGACCCCCUAUAUUUACAGCACAGUUGGAUGGAUAAAUCAAUCGACUAUCGCCAUUGGGGAAUCCCGCUGAGUAGACGGUUUCGAUCGCUCAAGUUAUGGUUUGUGAUCCGUACGUACGGCGUUGAAGGCCUGCAGAACUAUAUACGGGAGCAUGUACGUCUGGCAAAACGAAUGGAACUGUUGUUGCGAUCUGAUCCAGUUUUUGAGAUUGUUGGCGAAGUGAUUAUGGGUUUAGUAUGCUUCAGAAUGAGGGGGAGCGAUGAACGCAACCAACAGCUGCUCACACGACUCAAUAGUUCGGGAAGGAUACAUAUGGUGCCAGCUUCCCUAAAUGAUCGAUUCGUCAUCCGAUUCUGCGUUUGCGCUGAGAACGCCUCUGAGAAUGAUAUCGACACUGCUUACAGUAUAAUUAGCCAGACCGCACAGCACAUCCUACAUGAGGGAACCGCCCUUCCAAUCGUAGAGGAUAAAGAGGCUGAACAGCUGGAGGAAAUGGGUAUUGAUGCUGACGCCUCUAGUCGAAUCGAAGCGGAUGUGGCUAGGGAUUCUCAGCUAUCGAAGGAGGAGAUGAUCGCUCAGAAACGGAACGAAACUCUUGCGAAAAGGCGAUCUUUCCUCGUGCGAAUGGUAUCGGAUCCUAAGUGCUACAACCCGAAAAUCGUUCGCCAUCUGAAUAUGGCCAAUCAUCGGAAAAUGAGCCAAGAUGUCUAUCGCGAUCGAACCCUCAUGCAGACCAUUUCCCAUAGUCAACGUCCGGGUCUCCUUUCUCAUUCACCGGGUUCUGGUGGAAGUGGUUCGAUGUCGACAAACUUCAACUACGAUGAUGAUUGCGAAAAUAUGACCGUCGCUCUCUCUCAGACUGGUCUACAAACGCCGCUCUAA
Molecule: messenger RNA, 1818 nt
Organism: Cooperia oncophora
Lineage: Eukaryota; Metazoa; Nematoda; Chromadorea; Rhabditida; Trichostrongylidae
Source: the annotation of a GenBank genome assembly